GAAAGGCAUGCUGGGAAACGCGAGCGGUGAAGAGCAGAUGAAGAUGCAGAUCUCCAGCUGUUCUCUCAGUCCAGCUGUGAAGAGCCGACUGACAGCAGCUGGGUUCCACUUCCUGUCUGAGCUGCGGGGGCUAAGCCCCUCCCACAUCUGUGCAGAGGCCGGAGUCUCCCAGCAGGAGGCGCUGCAGGUGCUGCAGGCAGUGAGGGGAGGAGCUUCAAUGAGGGGAGGCGCUUCAGGGGGAGGUGCUUCAGGGGGAGGAGCAGUGGGAGGAGGAGCUUCAGUGGGAGGAGCUUCAGUGGGACCUCCCCCCUCCCUCACUGCGCUGCAGCUGCUUCAGGAGGAACAGUCACAGCGCAGCAUCUUCAGCUUCUGCUCACAGCUGGACGCCACGCUGGGGGGGGGACUUCCUGUCGGGAAGACCACCGAGAUCUGUGGAGCGCCGGGAACCGGGAAGACACAACUGUGUCUGCAGCUGGUGGUGGACGUGCAGGUUCCCGUGUGUUUCGGGGGUCUCGAAGGCCAGGUGGUUGUCGUGGAUACGGAGGGCAGCUUCCUGUUGCAGCGGGUCCAGGAUAUUGCCGGCGCCGUGGUGAAACACUGCUCCUUAUUGGUGGAAGACGACGAACAGCGGGUUGCUAUGACGACCUUCAGCGUGGAAACCAUCCUUUCUAACAUCUUCCUGGUGCGUUGCCAUGACUACGUGGAGCUGCUGGCCGAGCUGCACCUGCUGCCGGACUUCCUGUCGGAGCACCCGAGGGCCCGCCUCCUGGUGAUUGACAGCGUGGCGUUCCCGUUCCGGCUGCACUUUGACGAGCUGUCGCAGAGGACCCGCCUCCUCAACGGCCUCGCCCAGCAGCUCAUCGCCAUGGCAACCAGCCACAACGUCGCCGUGGUGAUCACCAAUCAGAUGACAACCAGGCUGCGGGGCGGCCAAUCACAGCUCGUCCCCGCCCUCGGGGAGAGCUGGGGCCACGCCCCCACCAUCAGACUCCUCCUACAAUGGGCGGGGACUCAACGACUAGCCACCAUCUUUAAAUCCCCUGGUCACCCCGGAGCCACCGUCCAAUACCAGAUCACCUCCGACGGGUUCAGAGAUGCCGACCAAUCAGAGCAGCCGCCCAGCAAACGACCCCGAACACACACUGUCCAAUCAGCUGCCAGACAGAGAGACAGUAACCAAUCUUCUGCCGGACAGAGAGACAGUAACCAAUCAGCUGCCGGACAGAGAGACAGUAACCAAUCAGCUGCCGGACAGAGAGACAGUAACCAAUCAGCUGCCGGACAGAGAGACAGUAACCAAUCAGCUGCCGGACAGAGAGAGUGCAGCUGAUUCAUUGACACUUGAAACUAACUUCAACACGUUCAGUUCAUAUUAAAUAAAGGUGUUCAGAUGAAAUAAAGGUGUUCAUAUUAAAUAAAGGUGUUCAGAUAUGCACUGACAGAUUGAUGACCCUGCCCUGAACUGAAGGAGAUGCAGCAGUCUUGUAUUAGAAGUGGACAUCCACUAGGAACACUGAAAUGUGCCGGCUCAUAUCUCGACGAUGCCUCAGGGAGCUGAUACUCGGACUGUGCUAUGGAGGCCACCCUAUUGGUGUGAAAAUGGAGACAAUUGGACAAUGUCAAAUAUUUAGCGGUCUUGCAGGGCCUCCAUACUUGGUACAGGGACACGUGGGGCCUUUGGACCACACCCACACAGUUUGGGGGCCAUACGCACCUGUUGACCCUAUUAACACACUUAGGAGAUAUCCAUGUCCACUUCAAAUACAUAACUGCAGUGCCUUGUGUAUUUGAAGUGUACUGUACUCCUCAAAUACAUUAAUGCACAAAAUGAGGUCUGUGAAGUGUAUAAGUCAUACCCUCAUAAUGACGCUGAUGCUGGGUAAGCGAAUUGUGCCUCCUAUGUACAAGGUUAACAUUGAAAGUGACGAUGAUAUGUCCCAAUGCGUCUCAAUGUACAUGUUACUCCAGCUGCAUAUCAGUUUACUCCACUCAAAUGGCACAAAACUCGAGUUCCAUGGACAGACGUGUAAUACACUCAAAUUACAAUAGAUGGAGCUCUAGACUAAUUUAUAACAUUUUUAAAAAUGUUGUUAACACUCUGGGUGUGUGAGACGAGUGAACCAACACGUAAAACCUCUGGAAUUAAAACAGUUUAAUCGAGUUUGAGCACUAAUAUACCCAUGUUUUGAACACUUUAGCGGGGUAAACAUGUUA
Trematomus bernacchii (emerald rockcod) is the source of this 2214-nucleotide messenger RNA. It is a transcript of the gene rad51c, whose product is annotated as RAD51 paralog C. The record is from RefSeq and is a predicted model, not a curated record. The transcript has 5 exons. Gene Ontology annotation, cellular component: Rad51C-XRCC3 complex; Rad51B-Rad51C-Rad51D-XRCC2 complex; replication fork. Gene Ontology annotation, molecular function: ATP-dependent DNA damage sensor activity; four-way junction DNA binding; ATP hydrolysis activity. Lineage: Eukaryota; Metazoa; Chordata; Actinopteri; Perciformes; Nototheniidae. The coding region runs from base 8 to 1330 and encodes 440 amino acids. Gene Ontology annotation, biological process: meiotic DNA recombinase assembly; DNA repair; reciprocal meiotic recombination.